This is a messenger RNA of Oncorhynchus keta (chum salmon), 2875 nucleotides long. Its product is annotated as paralemmin-3-like. Gene Ontology annotation, biological process: regulation of cell shape. Bases 400 to 1605 code for a protein of 401 amino acids. NCBI's taxonomy places the organism in Eukaryota, Metazoa, Chordata, Actinopteri, Salmoniformes, Salmonidae. The transcript is spliced from 5 exons. The record is from RefSeq and is a predicted model, not a curated record. Gene Ontology annotation, cellular component: membrane.
CCACAUCCUCAGAGCCUCGUUCCCGCUGUGGGGCUCCCAGGCCCAGGAGAUGGAGCAACACAUAGACAAGUUGCAGACAGAGAGUCAACGGUUAACGGAGGAGGAGGAGAAGCUGGAGCAGCAGAUGGAAGAUGGCCGAGCUAAUGCAGCGGUGGUGGUGGUGGAGGCUACAGCAGAAGCAGACCAAGCAGUUAUCUUGGAGAAUGGACAGGAAGAAGUAGAGGCUGAAUCCGUUUUAGGAACAGUUGAGGCAGCACUAUUGGAACGAGCUGAGAUCCUCACCAAUGGGAGAGGAGAGGGGAGGGGCAAGCUGCUACCCACAAUGCAUCAGAGGAGGGCGGACUGCACAACGGCACCAACGGUCCAGUGACGGUCGUCCCUGAAGAUGGUGCCAUUACCAUGACGUUCCUGGGGUUCACGGAGACGGAGCCAGGCGAGGCUCCGGUAAUCGAAGAAGGCGGACUGAUCAUGAUGCGAGCGGAGCGAGUGAUUAUCAAUGACGAGGGAGACGAGCUGGCAAAUGAUCUUUCCUCUACGGGUCAGGAACAGGAAGUUGACUCGGCUGCGUCCAAUCAGAGGUCAGAAUCUCCUGAGGAAGGAGGAAUUGAGGAGGCGAAACCAGAGACAACUCCUGAAGAGUCCUCAGAAGUAGCAAAAGAGACUGAGACAGAGGCAGACACAGUAACUAGAGAUUUAGGAGAAGGACAGAUGGACCCCGUAACUAGAGAUUUAGGAGAAGGACAGAUGGACCCCGUAACUAGAGAUUUAGGAGAAGGACAGAUGGACAUAGUAACUAGAGAUUUAGGAGAAGGACAGAUGGACACAGUAAUAGGAGAUUUAGGAGAAGGACAGAUGGACCCCGUAACUAGAGAUUUAGGAGAAGGACAGAUGGACCCCGUAACUAGAGAUUUAGGAGAAGGACAGAUGGACCCCGUAACUAGAGAUUUAGGAGAAGGACAGAUGGACCCCGUAACUAGAGAUUUAGGAGAAGGACAGAUGGACAUAGUAACUAGAGAUUUAGGAGAAGGACAGAUGGACAUAGUAAUAGGAGAUUUAGGAGAAGGACAGAUGGACAUAGUAACUAGAGAUUUAGGAGAAGGACAGAUGGACACAGUAAUAGGAGAUUUAGGAGAAGGACAGAUGGAGGGUGUGGGAAACAGUGGUGGAGAGGAAGAGGCACAGCCAGUAGAGGAAGCUCCUGUGUCUGACUUGCAGGCCCCAGAUGGCGUUGGGGCUGCCGUUCCCGUCUACUCUGAGACCUUACUCACCCCCAGGCCCGACGCAGAGGGAGAGGCUGCAGGCGAGCCGGCAGAGGGCGAUGUGGAAGUGAAGACUGAAGUGGAAGUCGAGGGGGAAGAGGAGGCCUCGGUGGCCCCAGAAUCAGCCAUCCUCCCUGGGGGCCAGUUCCUGGAGGUGUCCCUAGUGGAGCCCCGGACUGAGCCAGAGCAGGAGCCCCUGCUGUUCCCAUCCAAGGCCCAGACCCUGGCCUUGGGGGAGCAGGCUCCAGCCGCCCCAGAGACACUGACCGCUACCAGGGGAGAGGCGGAGGGAGGGGUCGAUGUGGCUCCCAAACGCAAGACCUGCCAGUGCUGCUCUGUCAUGUGAUCAAUCAUUUCAUUCGCUCUCUAUCUCUACCAAAUUCUCCAAUGCUUUCUCUGUCUAAUACUACAAGAGGGACUUGAGUCUGCCUCUAACACUGUGAAUGAUGGGGGGUGGUAAGAUGGUGUUAUUACUGAAGUGCCUUGUGGAUCUCCUUCCCUAAGGGUAUAGCUCAGUUACCCAUCCAGAGGAACCUGGGUUUUGUUCAGUAGGGCGAAGUGCUUUGAAAUGAAAAUUCAAAACCAUUGUUUUUCUUAUUGGACCAGGUCCAGGUAGGCCCUCCCUGUUCGAGUCAGUUUUUUUCUUUUGAUGAACACAACCCUGAUGAACACAACCCUGAUGAACACAACCCUGAUGAACACAACCCUGAUGAACACAACCCUGAUGGACACAACCCUGAUGAACACAACCCUGAUGAACACAAACCUGAUGAACACAACCCUGAUGAACACAACCCUGUUAGCCUUGGCUGUGUUACUGUUGGCUGGUACUGAGAAUGAAAGACCAGUCUUGAUCCAUUAUGCUGUAUCUUACAAGGGAAAUGCUUAUCGAAGGCCCUUAUCAUCUUUUGUCCAAUGCAAGGCCUGAGGAUUGAAUCAUGACCAGUACAGUAGGUAUGUGUCAGAAAGGCCUGAGGAUUGAAUCAUGACCAGUACAGUAGGUAUGUGUCAGAAAGGCCUGAGGAUUGAAUCAUGACCAGUACAGUAGGUAUGUGUCAGAAAGGCCUGAGGAUUGAAUCAUGACCAGUACAGUAGGUAUGUGUCAGAAAGGCCUGAGGAUUGAAUCAUGACCAGUACAGUAGGUAUGUGUCAGAAAGGCCUGAGGAUUGAAUCAUGACCAGUACAGUAGGUAUGUGUCAGAAAGGCCUGAGGAUUGAAUCAUGACCAGUACAGUAGGUAUGUGUCAGAAAGGCCUGUGGUUUGAAUCAUGACCAGUACAGUAGGUAUGUGUCACAAAUGAAACCCUAGUCCUAACAAAGUGCUCUACUGUUAACCAGGGUCUGUGGGCUCUGGUUGAAAGUAGGUCACUGAGUGUACAAAACAUUAGGAACACCUGCUCUUUCCAUGACAGACUGACCAGGUGAAAGCUAUGAUCCCUUAUUGAUGUCACUUGUUAAAUCCACUUGCACAUGGAUUGUGCAUGAGGGUCAAUGGGCAAGCAACCUAUUGAAAUGUCUUUGAACAGGGUUUGGUAACAGGUGUCAGGUGCACCGGUUUCAGUGUUAAGAACUGCAACAGCUUUCUGUGUGGAUUAAGAAAGGACCCCACUCAAAGGA